AUGACAUUUCAAGCAUCUGAAGCAAACAAGGAUAUUGGUCAUCGAAAUGUUUCCAACCCCAGCAUCAGCGGGAUGUCGAAGUAUGCCUUCAAUUUCACACCUCUUAUCUUUAUGCCACCUCAUAUUCUCUGCGCUUUAAAAAUUCCUUCUUCAACUUCUUCUUGGCUAGCUUCUUGUUCAACUUUAUUUCCUAAUUUACAAGGUCUUCCAUUUCGUGGGCAUGAUGAAACUGAAGAUUCAAAAAAUCAAGGUAACUUUCUUGAACUCCUACAAUGGUUAUGCAACCAUAAUAAAGAUAUUGAAGCCAUUUCUUUGAAAAAUGCUCCUGAAAACUUGAAAUUGACUGCACCAGACAUCCAAAAAGAUAUUGUGAAUUGUAUUGCAGUAGAAAUUGUCAAUUCAAUCAUACAAGAUAUUGGUGAUAAGUUGUUUUCAAUUUUGAUUGAUGAGUCGAAGGAUAUAUCUUCAAAGGAGAAAAUGUCAAUUGUGUUGAGAUAUGUAGACAAAGGGUGUGUGAUUAAGCAAUUUGUCGGUAUUGUACAUGUUACCGAUACAAGUUCUUUAUCACUUAAAGAAGCUAUUGAUGGAUUCUUUUCUAUACAUGGAUUAAGCAUGACAAGUUUGCGUGGACAAGGUUAUGAUGGAGCAAGCAAUAUGCGAGGAGAAUUUAAUGGAUUGAAAACAUUAAUUUUGAGAGAAAAUGAAUGUGCAUUUUACAUUCAUUGUUUCUCUCAUCAACUUCAAUUAGCUUUGGUAGCUAUUGCAAAAAAUCAUGUAGAGAUCGUUGGUCUUUUUCUUUUAGUUGUAAAUGUGGUGAAUGUUAUUGGUGCAUCAGCAAAACGUCGAGACAUGUUAAGAGAGAAACAUAGUGCCAACACUUUUGAAGCUCUGAAUAAUGGUGAGCUGUCAAGUGGAAGAGGAUUAAAUCAGGAAACAAUGAUUAAACGACCAGGAGAUACACGGUGGGGAUCACACUACAUCACUUUGGUGAGAUGUAUUUCAAUGUUCUCAUCCAUUUGUGAGGUACUUGAGAUAAUCAUAGAUGAUGGAUCAAAUUCUGAACAAAAAUAUGAAGCAAAGAGAAAAGAUCAUGAUAUUGUGAAUGCAAUGAAUUUGGUCAAGAUUUGUAAAGUAAGAUUACAGUUAAUGAGAGAGUCAGGAUGGCAAUCAUUGUUGGAUGAAGUUUCAAGUUUUUGUAAUAAGCAUGUUAUUGACAUGCAACUUCAAGAGUUAAAUAAUCGUUUCAGUGAGAAAAGCACCGAGUUGCUUCUUUGUGUGGCAUGUCUCAAUCCAAGCAACUCAUUUACGGUUUUUGACAGACAAAAGCUCAUUUGCCUUGCACAAUUUUAUCCUAGAGAUUUUUCAACUACGGAGCUUCUUAUUCUUGAAGAUCAGCUUCAAAAUUACAUCAUUGAUGUGUGUUCAGAUAAUAUGUUUGUUAGGUUAACAAGUAUUGGUGAUCUUUCUCAAAAAAUGGUGAUAACAGCUAAAGAUAAAGUUUACCCAUUAGUCUAUCGGUUGCUUACCUUAGCAUUGAUCUUACCAGUUACAACGGCUACCGUGGAGAGGACAUUUUCUGCUAUGAGCAUUAUAAAGACUCAGUUGCGUAAUCGAAUGGAAGACCAAUGGAUGCAUGAUUGUCUUGUAGCAUAUAUUGAGAGAGAUUUAUUUGAUAAGAUAGAUAAUGAAGCUAUUAUGUAUCGAUUUCAAAAUAUGAAAUCUCGUAGGGGACAAUUGUGA
Messenger RNA from Cucumis melo (muskmelon), 1740 nucleotides. RefSeq lists its product as uncharacterized. Bases 1 to 1740 code for a protein of 579 amino acids. Lineage: Eukaryota; Viridiplantae; Streptophyta; Magnoliopsida; Cucurbitales; Cucurbitaceae. The record is from RefSeq and is a predicted model, not a curated record. Gene Ontology annotation, molecular function: protein dimerization activity. The transcript is spliced from 5 exons.